AUAAGGAAUCCGGCUGUUGCUGCGCGCGGACACACAGACAGACAAGGACGCUCCAGAGCCGCGAGCUGGGGACGACGCGAGCCCUCUUUGAUUUGCCGCUCCGUUAAAUCUUCACGUUCACCUGGGAGACUGUGUCACCUGGAGACGGGGAGGAUUUUACCGGGAGAAUAACUUUUUUUGAGGUAAAUCUGAGAAUUCCUGGAAUAACAAACGCAACAUUUUCAAAGAAGGAUUUCCACCUGUGCUAAUUAAAGAUGAGCAGAGGACCUCUCCUUUUGGAACAACGUGAGAAAACAACAGUCGGUGGACACAUUCGGGAUUUCUGAAGCCGUUUUACGCACCGGGAGCGCAGUCGGAACUAACGGACAGCUAACUCCUCUCUGAGUUUUCCCUCCUCUUUUAUCCCCCUCACCUUAUUUUAAUCGCUGCUGGACUGAUUUGAUAAAAUGCGUUUUGUCGACAUACCUUAGGACUUAUUAUCUCCGGGGUUUUGGGAUUGGUGAAUGCCCUGUGAACGCACCGAGCUCUGGACACUGACAGCAUGCAUCAAAGGGAUUCCUAACUUACUCAAGGUUCGUGUGAAUCUCUGGGUCGACUGAUGCAGCCAUGGGCCGAUUGCUGGAUCUUUGAGAGUGACCUUCCUCGCCCUCCUCCUGCACCACAUCCUUCUCCUCUCCCCCCGCCUCCCUCCUCUCUUCUUCCUCAGCUGGAAGUUGAGUCCUCUUAAUCAAGAAACUGGCAAUCAACCUAUGAUACCAUCUCCUUUUCUUCAUCUGCAAAUCAUGAUGAGCAUAGAUUGGAUUCCUGGCCAAACACGGUGGCCUCUCCCUGUGCUACUCUUCUACAUCGUCCCUCUGCUGCUAAUAGAGGGUCCGUGCCAGGCUGCCCCCUCAGGUCCAGAGUCCGACUCCUGUUCCACCUUAGUCCAGAGCCGCUUUUUUGGCUUCUUCCUGUCGUCAUCAGUGUUCCCCACCACGCCGUGUUCCUGGACCUUGCAGAACCCUGAUCCGCGGCGCUACACCAUCUUCCUCAAGGUUACCAAACCGACAGAGGACUGCAUACCGUCACAGCUUCGCACCUUUCAAUACGACUCCUUCCUGGAAACCACGCGUACCUACCUGGGCAUGGAGAGCUUUAACGAGGUGGUGAGGCUGUGUGAUGCCUCUGCCCCUGUGGCCUUCCUGGAAGCCGGGAAACAGUUCCUCCAAAUGAGGAAGGGACUCCCGCGGGCAGGCACCCCCCACACCGAGGGCAACGGGGACUUCAAAACGGAGUUCCUCGUGGUGGGGAAGCGCAACCCAAGCAUGGCGGCCUGUCAGAUGCUGUGUCAGUGGCUGGAGGACUGUCUGGCCUCCAGCACGUCGAACAGGCCCUGUGGCAUCAUGCAGACUCCGUGUUUGUGCUGGGAGCCGCCGCCGCAGCUCAGCGAGGGGGAUAGCUGUUAUCACAAUGGAGUUUACCUGGAAAACUGUUUACCCAGCGUGAGAGAGACGGGGAAAGACGCUGAGAUCAACGGUGGCUGGAGUGUGUGGGGUCUGUGGGCACACUGCAGCAGCGAGUGCGGAGGUGGGAUCCAGAUCCGGACUCGGACGUGUCGGUCUCCCCCAGAGGACUCGUACCUGUGUGAGGGCGUGGUGGAGGAGGGCCGGCCCUGCAACUCACAGGCCUGCACGGGCAAAGGUCGCCAUCUCUCUCGCAGCCAAUCGCUUCGCUCGGUGGACAGUCGCAAGCGUGAUGACGUAGACAAGCCCCGCAGCGGACCUCAGAGCCCUCAGACAGUAGACUCAGCUUCAGGUGAGGAGUGGUCAGCGUGGAGUGUGUGUUCUGCCACGUGUGGGGAGGGCUGGCAGAGUCGCACUCGUUUCUGUGUGUCCUCCUCCUACAGCACCCAGUGUAGUGGGCCACUGAGAGAGCAGAGACCGUGCAACAACUCUGCUGUUUGUCCAGCCGCUCUGAUUGCAGUGCAUGGCGCUUGGGACGAGUGGUCUCCGUGGAGUUUGUGUUCCUCGACCUGUGGCCGAGGUUACAGGUCCCGAACACGAAGCUGCACCCCUCCUCAGUUUGGGGGAGAUCCCUGUGAGGGACCAGAGAAACAGACCAAAUUCUGCAACAUCGCUGUCUGUCCAGUGGAUGGAGUGUGGAACGAGUGGUCCAGCUGGAGCUCCUGUUCAGCCUCUUGCUCUAAUGGGACCAUGCAGAGAACCAGGGAGUGUAACGGGCCCUCGUACGGGGGCUCCGAGUGCAGAGGAGAGUGGCUGGAGACUGUGGACUGCUUCCUUGGGGAGUGUCCAGUGGAUGGAAAGUGGCAGCCGUGGUCUUUGUGGUCCGGCUGCUCGAAAACCUGUGGAGGAGGGAGCCAGCAGAGGAACAGGAUUUGUUAUGGGCCCUUUUUUGGGGGCCAGCCUUGUCCUGGGGACCGAGAAGAGGUGCGACAAUGCAAUGAAAAGCGAUGUCCAGAACCUCAUGAAAUAUGCAGCGAGGACAACUUCUCCAACGUGGUGUGGAAGAUGACUCCAGCAGGGGACACGGCCGCAGUGCGCUGUCCUCCAAACGCCAUGGGGCUCAUCCUGCGCCGCUGCACCCUGGAUGAGGAGGGCCUCGCCUUCUGGGAGAAUCCCACCUACAUGAAAUGCAUCUCGAAUGAUUAUCGCAGUAUACAAACUUUGACUCGGGAGCACUUAUCCAAAGCACAGCGUGGCCUUGUGGGAGAUGGAGUUUCGGAGGUGAUGACCAAGCUGCGAGUGACGUCCAGCGACGGGACCAGCUACAGCGGGGAUCUGCUGGCCAUUGUGGACGUGCUGAAGAAUAUGACGGAGAUCUUCAGGAGGGCAUACUACAGCCCCAGUGGAGCAGACAUGAGGAACUUUGUGCAGUCAGUCAGCAAUCUGUUGAUGGAGGAGAACAGAGAGCGAUGGGAGGAGGCACAACUGCUGGGGCCCAAUGUCAAAGAGCUCUUCCGCCUGGUGGAGGACUUUGUGGAUGUCAUCGGCCUGCGAAUGAAAGACUUCCAGGACAUGUAUGAAGUCACAGAUAACCUAGUGUUGAGCAUCCACAAGCGUCCGGUGCUUGGUCACGCAGACAUCAGCUUCCCCAUGAAGGGCUGGAGGGGAAUGGUGGACUGGGCCCGCAGCUCUGAGGACCGGGUCACCAUCCCCAAGAACAUCCUGUCGACUGGCAAACCAGAUACAGAUGAGUCCUCCACGUUUGUGACGGGCAUCGUUCUGUACAGAAACCUUGGCAGCAUUCUGAACUUGCAGAGAAACAGCACGGUGCUGAACUCCAAAGUGUUGUCAGUGACCAUCAAGCCCACCCCUGCCUCCCUCUCUGCUCCUGUUAUAGUCGAGUUCUCUCACCUGUAUAACGGCACCACCAACCAGACCUGCAUAUCCUGGGAUGAGAGCGACAGCUCCUCUCUGCUGGGAUCCUGGUCUGCCAGGGGCUGCAAAGCCGUGCUAGUCGACUCGUUCAGAACCAAAUGCGUGUGUGACAGACUGUCCACCUUCGCCAUUUUAGCACGGCUAAAUCCCGAAAUGAACAUGGACAAGACACAGCUGCCGUCGGUGACGCUGAUCGUGGGCUGUGGAGUUUCUUCACUCACGUUGUUGCUGCUCAUAAUCAUCUACGUGUCGGUCUGGAGGUAUAUUCGGUCGGAGCGUUCAGUCAUCCUCAUUAACUUCUGCCUCUCCAUCAUCUCCUCCAACGCCUUGAUCCUCAUCGGACAGACUCAGACACGGAAUAAGAUCUUAUGCACUCUGAUCGCCGCAUUCCUUCACUUCUUCUUCCUGUCUUCGUUCUGCUGGGUGCUGACGGAGGCGUGGCAGUCCUACAUGGCGGUGACGGGCCGCCUCAGGAAUCGCAUCAUACGCAAGCGCUUCCUGUGUCUGGGCUGGGGUCUCCCUGCGCUGGUGGUGGCGAUCUCAGUGGGGUUCACUAAAGCAAAGGGAUACGGGACACCGAGCUACUGCUGGCUCUCUCUGGAAGGAGGUCUCCUCUAUGCAUUUGUUGGACCUGCUGCAGCUGUUGUCUUGGUUAACAUGGUUAUUGGGAUUCUCGUUUUUAACAAACUGGUGUCCAAAGACGGCAUUACUGAUAUGAAACUAAAGGAGAGGGCGGGUCAGAUGACAGUGCCACUGUACAAUAUGACGCUCAAAUGUGCCAAGUGCGGAGUUAUCUCUUCGGCUGACGUUUCCACCACAGCUACCAGUAACGCCAUGGCGUCACUGUGGAGCUCCUGCGUGGUUCUACCCCUCCUGGCUCUCACGUGGAUGUCGGCCGUCCUCGCCAUCACAGACCGGCGCUCUGCACUCUUCCAGAUCCUCUUUGCAGUCUUUGACUCGCUGGAAGGCUUCGUCAUCGUCAUGGUGCACUGCAUCCUGCGCAGAGAGGUUCAGGAAGCAGUCAAGUGCCGUGUGGUGGACCGGCAGGAGGACGCCAACGGAGAUUCAGGAGGAUCUUUCCAGAAUGGCCACGCUCAGCUCAUGACUGACUUUGAGAAAGACGUGGAUAUGGCUUGCAGAUCAGGCACCGUGAAGCGCUCCUCUCUCCAGGGGGAAGAGAAGGCUUCCUCUGGGACCCUCACCCUUCAGAAGGGUUCUAACUUCAACACCAUGCCAGCCAGCAUGGCCAAGGUUCACCUCCAGAAUGUGGCCGACUACACCAGUCACACCCUCACUCUGCGCAGGGAGAAAGGCGCCGCAAAGGGAAUCAGCACUGAGCUCCCCGGAGCCAAAUCCAUCUACAUCUGUGAUGGUGAGCUCUUCAAGCAGCUGGACGGCGAGCUGCCACGAGGGAACGGCGAAGGCAGCAGUUCUGACGCUGCCGCCAAAGGCCCUGGUUAUGUCAUUCUACCGACAAACAACACGGGCACAAUAAAAGCAUCUAAGGGGAAAGACGAUCCAGCCAAGUACAACAUCAACAUCGAGCAGCUGCCGCAGACCAGACUCAUCCACCUGGCGAACCCCAUCAGCGGAGAACCAGUGCCUGGAUUCGGGCUGAAGAGCCUCCCUGCUGACCAGAUCAGCGUAUCAUGCUCUGACAGAGACUCACCUGCACACAACCUGCAGAACAUGCCCAGAGACGCACAGGCAAUCAACAGCGUGUGCGAUAUAGGAGACUCUGGUAACUCUGGUGUGAUGUCCAAGAGUGAGACCAUCUCCACUCUGUCCAUGAGCUCCCUGGAGAGACGAAAAUCACGCUAUGCAGAGCUUGACUUUGAGAAGAUAAUGCACACCAGGAAACGCCACCAGGACAUGUUUCAGGACCUGAACAGGAAGAUUCACAGUGCAGACAAGGAUAGAGAGUCUCCACCUGUUGAUGCCAAAGCUGCCAAACGAUGGAGCGUGUCCUCCGCCAGCAGCGACAAGACCAACAUGAGUGACAAGCAGCAGACCCCGAGUAAGAGGGCGUGGGAGGGCAUCAGGAAGACCCACUCCCCUCCCUCCUGGGUGAGGAAGGACCUGGAGACGGUGGCGGCGUCCCCUCUGGAGUUGCAGACGGUGGAGUGGGAGAAGAACAGCGCGACCAUCCCUCUGGUAGGCCAGGAGAUCAUGGACCUGCAGACGGAGGUGUGACCCACAUCUUCCGAAUUCAAACCCACAACCUCCAGUUUUAUCCAGACAAGCAGAUACACCACACACACUGCCCUGCUCUGUACCUCUACCCAAAGGCUGGAUGAAGCCCACUGCAAGAACGAGAGGGGGGACGGAGGGAGGAGGAGAGAGAAGAGUCAAAAUAUCAGAGAAUUAAUUCAUUCGUUAAAAAAGAGAGCGGGAACACAGCGUCUCUAUGUGUUGUUUUUUUUUUUUUCGAUGUGCGGACGCUGUUUCUGUCUGCUGGUCAUCUCUUUCUGUGUGACCUCAGCUCACGAGGGAGACGGAGUUAGCUACUAUAUGUGCAUCAUAUAGUCUUAUAAUAAACAGCAUAGCAAUGGUAAUCAUGCAAUGUUUACCCCUGAAUUCAAAGAUGUAAUAAUCCUCAUCAUGUCUUUUCUUUCUUUCUGUUUUUAACCGUGGAGAGUCGUUGCCUCACUGUUCUGCUCUCUCUCUCUCUCUCCUGAUGAACGCUGAUGUUGUACACAUCUCCAGACGCCUCCGGACUUAUUUUUUUUCUUCAAUAUCAAUCUCAAAAAGGGAAAACAACAAGCGUUUCAGGAGGCAGACUGCCAAAACAUACACCCAUGUGCCCCAAGAAUGCCGUUCCCUCCCCCUUUCACCCGCCCAAUCCUGCUGGCUCUUCAUCCCCUGUGAUCCUGGUGGAGCAAAGUCGGCCAAACGGUGACAAGGAAGGCGUCACCACGAGCCAAAACGGCACCGAUGGACACCUCAGAGACGCCAGAGAGCGGGCUGGCAGGUUUCACCCCCUCGCCAGCUCUCCACCUCAUGGACGAUCGCGUCGGUGCGUCCAAAAGGAGCCAUGUUCACACUGUUUGGAUGUACAAGCAGGCUUGGUACAGUAAAUGCAAAACAUGAUCAUAGAUGCUUAGGAAGAGGGUUCUUGUGUGUGUAUGUGUGUGUCGCGUCACGGAAGAUGAGUAAAUGACUAGAUCUAUAAAUAUAUAUGGUAUGACGAUGAUCCUGAGGUCAUCAGAGGGUUGCACACAGAGAAAGCACAAGGCUCACUUGGAGUCCUGAUGUACAGCAUUGUAAUUAUUUCAACAGAGUUCUACAGAAUGGAUUUUAGCCUAUAAAUAUCUUUCUUACUGUGCUUGGGGAUAGUUGUUCUCAUUAUUAUUAAUAUGAACAUGAUUAUUCUGAUACUGAUCCUCCCAUCCCCUCCCCCCUGUCCUUUCAGGGUACUGGACUAUACGAGUGUUCUGUAUCGCAAUGUAACAGUGUGUGUUUUGAUAUCACCGCCAGUCACUCCCUCAGAUCUGUAUUUGUCGAAACCCUGACCUCUGACCCCUCUGAUCCUCGCCUGCCCUGCUACACACAUCCCUCCCUGCCCUCCUCACUCCCCUUUUUAUUUUACUGGGGUCGCCUCUUUGUUAAUGUACAGUUUUCAGAGCACAAAAUGAAUGUGUCUUAUUUCUAAUAAAAGCAUAUAAGCAUAUAAUAAAGC
This is a messenger RNA of Notolabrus celidotus (New Zealand spotty), 7056 nucleotides long. It is a transcript of the gene adgrb1a, whose product is annotated as adhesion G protein-coupled receptor B1a. The coding region runs from base 750 to 5570 and encodes 1606 amino acids. The transcript has 32 exons. Gene Ontology annotation, molecular function: G protein-coupled receptor activity. Gene Ontology annotation, biological process: negative regulation of angiogenesis; adenylate cyclase-activating G protein-coupled receptor signaling pathway; cell surface receptor signaling pathway. Gene Ontology annotation, cellular component: postsynaptic density; plasma membrane; dendrite. The record is from RefSeq and is a predicted model, not a curated record. Lineage: Eukaryota; Metazoa; Chordata; Actinopteri; Labriformes; Labridae.